Molecule: messenger RNA, 1786 nt
Organism: Polistes canadensis
Lineage: Eukaryota; Metazoa; Arthropoda; Insecta; Hymenoptera; Vespidae
Product: glycerol-3-phosphate dehydrogenase [NAD(+)], cytoplasmic-like
Exons: 8
Coding region: 652-1611 (319 amino acids)
Biological process (GO): carbohydrate metabolic process; glycerol-3-phosphate catabolic process
Cellular component (GO): cytosol; glycerol-3-phosphate dehydrogenase (FAD) complex
Molecular function (GO): NAD binding; glycerol-3-phosphate dehydrogenase [NAD(P)+] activity; protein homodimerization activity
Source: RefSeq, a predicted model, not a curated record
AUGAUUGGUAAAAAAAAAGGUUUAUGAUUAUGUACUAUUGAGACAUCUCCUAUACAAAUUCCCAUACUCUAUGGGAAGUAUAAAUGAUUGAGAAUCACUGAUCUAGAUAAAGUUUAACUGCCGAAGGACACAUUGAAUGAUACGACGUAUCGUUUCAACGCACGGACAUAUCACGUACCACUUGUUUUUUGAUGGACAUACUACACAUAUACAUAUAUAAGUAUUUAUAUACUUACGUAUAUAUACUAACGUCAAGACGGACAUUGCGUACAUCUCUUGGCACUGAAUUGUCGUUCCUCAAAGUAUUCGAAAGUGGAACAGAAUUUCCAUUAAUAAUACGUACUUACCUGUCGUGAUCUCCUUUUGUAUAAAAUAAUAAGAGAGAAAAAGAUAAAAUUUGUUUACCGAGUAGAAUUACAGGCCUUGUGAAAUUUGGCCUUUAAAAUUGUUUUUCCUUAAUCUUUCGUUUUCGUUGCCAUAUAUUUCUUUAUUUCUUUUUCUUUUUUUUUUUUUUUUUGUUGUUGCGUUAUCCUAUAUUUUUAUUUUCCACUUUUGCAAGAGUAAACUUUCCUUCUUUGGGGCUCAGCAAUAGCAAAGAUCAUCGGUGCAAAUGUCGUCAAGUUUAAUAAUAAGUUUGUCCAACGUGUACCCAUGUACGUUUAUGAAGAAAUAAUAAAUAAUCAGAAGUUGACAAAUAUAAUUAACGAGUUACACGAAAACAUAAAGUAUUUGCCAGGACAUAAGCUUCCAGAGAAUGUGGUAGCAGUUCCGGACGUCAUUGAAGCUACAAAAGAUGCUGACAUACUGGUCUUCGUUUUACCACAUCAAUUUAUUCGGACACUUUGCGUUACGUUACUUGGACAAAUCAAACCAACCGCUGUGGGUUUGUCGCUUAUUAAGGGUUUUGAUCAAGGAGACGGUACGAAUGUCGAGCUAAUUUCGAAAAUCAUCGAAAAGAAUCUGAGGAUCCAAUGUCACGUAUUGAUGGGAGCUAAUUUGGCAAACGAAGUUGCCGAGGAAAAAUUCUGCGAAACUACCAUUGGCUGCAGGGAUAAACGUUUGGCACCAAUAUUGAGGGAUCUCAUACAAACACCUAAUUUUCGUGUAGUAGUCGUCGAGGAUACGGAAGCUGUUGAAGUAUGCGGAGCUCUGAAGAACAUAGUGGCAUGUGCUGCUGGCUUCGUCGAUGGCUUAGGAUUAGGAGAUAAUACGAAAGCUGCCGUUAUCAGAUUGGGCCUUAUGGAAAUGAUAAAAUUUGUUGAUACUUUCUUCGGUGGUGCGAAACUGUCAACAUUUUUCGAAAGCUGCGGUGUAGCUGAUUUGGUUACAACUUGUUAUGGUGGAAGAAAUCGUCGUAUAUGUGAACAGUUUGUUAAAACCGGAAAGACUAUCAGAGACUUGGAGGAAGAACUUCUUUCUGGACAAAAAUUGCAAGGUCCAGCUACAGCUGAUGAGGUCAAUGCAAUGUUAAAAGCUAAAAAUAUGCUAGACAAAUUCCCAUUAUUCACUGCCGUACAACGUAUAUGCCACGAAGAAAUCAGACCGGCUGAUUUAAUCGAUCAAAUUCGUAAUCAUCCUGAACAUGUGAUGAGAGUUGAGGGUGCUGUUUAGUAAAAAUCAUAAGUGAAGUACGCUCAUGGAAAUUCUUGGAUCAAGAAUUCAAAUUUAUGUGAAUAAAUGUAGAAUACAUUUAAAAGUUCGAUAAAGGCUGUGUGAUUAGAUGAAGAUCGUUAAAUUACGGGAACAUCUGAUAAAACAUAUUGUAAUUAACGUAUUGUAAAUAAAA